AUGCCCAAAGCUGUGUCCUAUAUGGCUAAAAACACCUUGAAAAUGGAUGAAGCUUUGCUAACAGUCCACAACCAACUGACAGAAGAUAUCACAGUCCUCUUCGUCUCAGACUACUGCUACAAGUGUCUGUACCAGCCAGUGGUCAACGUGAGUGCCGAACAGAAGAAUGCGUCUGUAGUGGUCAGCACGCUGUUCACGCUCACUCUGAAGGUGGAGCCGUACUCCCAAAACCGGACUCUGUGCAGGUGGACGCAGGCUUUUGAGGAGGCAGGACAUUACUCCCUCCGGGUCACUCAGUACGAGACAACCAGCGAUGUGACCUGCUUUCUGUCCGUGGACAAGAGUCCAAAUAACAGCUACCUACCUCUCCUGGCUGCAGCUCUUGUACUGGCUGUGCUGUCUCUCCUGUGGACCGUGGCUCCAUACGUAUACAGAUGGAAGUGUACUUCAAAGAUCAUCAAUUUAAUUUCCUGCCGGCGCCCUCAAUUAUCUACAGAAAAUGAAGAUCUAUCUGCCGAGAUUACUAGCCAACCAAAAUCCUCACGGCUCAAGUCACUGGACACCUUCCGAGGGUUGUCUCUGACACUCAUGGUGUUUGUGAACUACGGAGGAGGAGGCUACUGGUUCUUUCAGCAUGCUCCAUGGAACGGUCUAACUGUGGCUGAUCUCGUGAUGCCUUGGUUUGUGUUCAUCAUCGGCACGUCGGUGGUGCUGGCGUUCAGCUCGAUGCGGCGGAGAGGCGUGGGCCGUCUGCAGCUGCUGAGGAAGCUCUCCUGGAGAUCCGCCGUCCUGAUUCUAAUUGGCUUCUGCUUCAUCAACUACAGCCCCAGAGAUGGACAGCGUACUGUCAUGGUCCUGGUUACGGAUUCCUGGAGUUCUGCAGCGUUUGGGCUUCACCUACUUUGUUCUGGCUUUGAUCACAACUGGUGGAACCCUAUUCAGGACUUGGUGUUGUACUGGCCCGAGUGGCUCUUCAUCGUCGCUCUGGAGACGGUGUGGUUGUGUGUCACCUUCCUGCUUCCUGUCCCAGGCUGCCCCACUGGCUAUUUAGGGGCCGGGGGUAUCGGAGACGAAGGACUGUUCCCCAACUGCACUGGAGGAGCGGCUGCAUAUGUAGACAGGUGGUUGUUAGGAGACAACAUCUACUGGCAUCCAACCUGCAAGACCCUGUACCGGACGACACAGCCCUUUGACCCAGAAGGAGUUCUGGGAACUAUCAACUCUGUCGUCAUGGGUUUCAUGGGGAUGCAGGCUGGGAAGAUUCUCCUGUUCUUUCGUCCGAAGAAUCGCAACAUCUUGAUCCGCUUCCUUGUGUGGGCCAUUCUGCUGGGAACCUGCGCAGCCAUCCUUUCUAAGUGCACACGAGACCAAGGAUUUAUACCUGUCAAUAAAAAUCUUUGGUCUCUGUCUUAUGUGACCUGCAUGGGCUUCACGUCCUUCCUGCUGUUCGGAUUGAUGUACUUCAUCAUAGACGUCAGAGGCUGGUGGGGAGGUCAGCCUUUCAUAUAUCCAGGCAUGAACUCCAUCUUUGUGUACGUGGGCCAUUCUCUGCUGGGCUUCUACUUCCCAUUCAGCUGGGAGAUGCGCUACCAAGAUGGCCACUGGGAAGGGCUCUUCAGGAGCCUAUGGGGGACCUUCCUCUGGGUCCUGAUCGCCUACUUCCUCUACAGAAAGAAAUUCUUCCUCAAAAUCUGA
Sardina pilchardus (European sardine) is the source of this 1695-nucleotide messenger RNA. RefSeq lists its product as uncharacterized. The record is from RefSeq and is a predicted model, not a curated record. Bases 1 to 1695 code for a protein of 564 amino acids. Lineage: Eukaryota; Metazoa; Chordata; Actinopteri; Clupeiformes; Clupeidae. The transcript is spliced from 18 exons.